AUGAUGAGCAUAUAUUUUUGGGUAGCUAUACACAUUUUUUCCAGCUUUUGGAUGAUACAAAAUAUAGAAAUAUGUGAUUUUUCAAGGGGCUCUCUAGACGUGGCACUUAUGAAUAACAAAAUUUUGAUUGAUAAUAAUUUGAAGGAAGAAAAUUAUAAUGAUAAUAAUAUAAAACAUUGCGUAAUUUUUACAAAGGGACUUGAAAUAUUUACAUUUAUAUGUCCAAAAGGAAAUAAUAAUGAUAAUUAUAAAGGUGUAGAAAUUCGGCCUGAACAAUGUUUUGAAAAAGUUCGAAUAAAUGGAAAAGAAGAAAAUUUAAAAGACAUUUUAAAAGGUGUUGUAAUAGAAAAAAAAGAAACAGAUACAGAAAUAAUAAGAAAAGCAUUAAUUCCACCAACUAUAUAUCAAGAUAUGUCUUUUGAAUGUUCUUGUGAUAAUAGUUUAACUAUUAAAGAUAAUUAUAUAGGGGCAAGAGGAAUUAUGAAAGUACAUUUAAAAAAAAAUAUAAUUUUUGGAUGUGACUUUAAUUAUGAUAGUAAUGAACCUAAAUUGUCCAAUGGAAAAAGUGCAUUUGCACAGUUUUAUGAUAAACAAGUUGUAGAUUCAAAUAAGAAUAUUAUUUGUAAUACACAAGUCAAUAAUAAAGAAGUAUAUCUUGGAUUAGUAUGCCCAGAAGGAUAUGGAAUGUACCCAGAAAAUUGUUUUGAGAAUGUAUUAUUUGAAAAAAAGGUUAUAAACAUUACUGAAUUAAUUAAACAUGAUGUUAAAUUGCAUAUUGAAAAAAAUAAAAAUAUAUCUUUUGCAUCAUUUAUAUUAAAUCCAAAUGAGAAUCCCAAAAGUUUUUCAUGUCAUUGCAUUAAAAAUAAUGAUAAUUCUUUUCCCCUUAUUGCAAAUAUUACUUUUUCCAAUUAUGAAUCUUAUUCUUUUAAUUUCCAUGUAACUUAUUUAAUUCUUAUUUUCAUUCUUUUGAUAUCAUAUAUAUAG
Molecule: messenger RNA, 984 nt
Organism: Plasmodium berghei ANKA
Lineage: Eukaryota; Apicomplexa; Aconoidasida; Haemosporida; Plasmodiidae
Product: 6-cysteine protein
Exons: 1
Coding region: 1-984 (327 amino acids)
Source: RefSeq, a predicted model, not a curated record